This is a messenger RNA of Vitrella brassicaformis, 7009 nucleotides long. The record is from the annotation of a GenBank genome assembly. NCBI's taxonomy places the organism in Eukaryota, Vitrellaceae.
CCAACCUGUCGGUCUCUUCAGGCGAGCAGGCCUUUCCCGUCCCACGUGUGCUGCUCUGCCACAUCAAAUGAGGAAGGGGUCGCGUGAGCCGCAGCUGAGCGAGAGCGGCAUCGAUGCCAUUGCCGCAGAUCUACUCUCCUCUGACGGCAGCACCUUCGCCGUGGCAGCGCAACAAGUGGCAGAUGCUUGUGUGAAUGAGAGGCUCAACAAAAAGGAACAGCAGCGUCUCGAUGCCCGCCUUCUCAAAGACAAAGACGGGCUGAGGCGCUUGCUGUCGCGGCUGGUAGAUGAUCGAUACAGGGAGACUCAGCUGGCUGCGGCCGAUCUGCUGGUCUUCCUCACUGUGGAGAUCUGUCCCGCUCUUGCAGCUUUGCAGCUAUCUCAGCUGGUCGAUGUGGCUCCUGUCAUUGUGGACGUGGUGGGCUGGAGGGAACCAACAGCCGCCAGCAGGGGCUAUGGGCCUGACGAGAGCCUCGCCGUCAAACACGUCGUCAAAGCUGAUGCUGCGGUGGAUGUCAUGACCUAUGUGCGGCUGGUGCUUCUUGCCUCGGUGCUUCAGGCUCUGCAGGAUGCCGCACCCGACGAGGGCGCUCGUCUGCGGGACUCAGUGCUCGCCAACCAUCAGACCACCAUCAAGCAGUGUCUGAAGGUCACCCGCACCGAAACACAUCGGCCUGUUUCGAGUAUGGCGAUCUGCGCCUUCCAAUCGCUGCUGCCGUUCAGCCCGCCGCCAUCUUCACCCAAUGAGGACCUCACGCCCAUUCCCCUCCACCUGUCCCUGCCGCUGUAUACAUUGCUUGCCGACCAUGUGGUUCAGCUGGCGAAAGGGGCAAUCCACAUGGACGCAGAGGGAUGGCGGCUGGCGCUGACUCUGCCUCCUAUUGUUGCCGGUACAGUUGUGCGGCAAGCCAGUUGUAAGUUGCACACAUUCAAGUGCUACUGACCACUCCAUUUGUCGUCUUCUGUGUGUGUGUGUGUGUGUGUGUGUGUGUCGGUCCUUCAGCCCUGUGCGUGAAGGACGUCAAGCGGCUGGUCGGACAACACAUUUAUCCACACGUGGAGCCGCUCCUGGGCAUUAUCACAUCGGCAGGAGGAGGGAUGUUGGCUAUGGCGGCGGACACACUGGGUGCCAUCAUGAUGGGCGUCCUCAAACUCAUCGACCAGUUUGACCUUCCUUCCCCUCUCCCCCUGUCGUCAUGCCAGCCGCUGCUUGACAACCCCUCGCUGAUCAUCAAAGCCCUUAAAGCGGCCAAUGCCCUCAUUGGCCAAGACGCCAGGCUGCCGCCAGCCGUCUACCCCACGUUGCUCGCCUGUUUGAAGACACCGGCAAGAUUAGCUAUAGGUCAGGCACAAUGGCGACGGAGAGAGAGAGAGAAAGAAAGAAAGAGAGAGGCGCAGGAAGGGGCACAAGCUGACAUGUAAAGCGAGGGCUGGGUGUGUGCUGUGCUCAUCUGCACAGAUUCGGGCGACAUUGAUUCAGGCCAUCGAGUGGUAGAAGCUGUCUGCCAGCUAUUGACCGAACCUGUGGCGCCGAAAUUCGUCGACUGUGUCGUCAAGCUCCUGCAGUAUAUGAUCAAGUGAGCGGGGUGAAUGCCUUGGAAUAAAAGUGGCUGUCACAUGUUCCAGGCGUGUGUCUGUCAUGGGCUGUCCUGCAGUGGUGGCGAUGUGCUGGUCUUUAAGGGCAUGGCGACAAGCAACGUAUUUGUCGACCAGAUUGUACAGGUAGCAACGAUCAAAGGAGUGUUCUGCCUUGCGGCCAUACGUCCAUCGCAAUGUGUCCGUGUCUGAUUGUGUGUUUUCUUGCCAGUGCGAGGCGAUACAGCAGCUGAGAGGCCGUCGCGACCUGCCAAAAGAGGUGAGGGCCGGAGUCAACGAGACCACAUGACCACGCAUAUGAGCCGAUGGACGCACAGAUUUCUCUCUGAUUCCCUCCUGCCUUUCUGUGUAGGUAUCGUCGUUCAUCGAUUCGCUCCCCAAGACGGCCACCAGGGGCAGCAGCUCAGCUGGGGCGGGCCAAUCGCACUGCUCACCCACCCACAUGACACCCACUCAGACUCAUCAUGCGUCAGGUCCUCCCUCGCUGCCUCAUCCAUCGACAUCAUCUGGCGGCUUCGAUGGGCUGGAGGACGGCCUCUUCUCUGACAAUAUCGACACAUUGUCUACGGCAGCCGAAGGCAUUGUCGACUGGCUUCAUGACGCCUCGAAGCCAGAGGUCACUGCAUUUGUCAAGCGGUUGGCGGUGAGGUUUGGCGAGGACAGGGAGGCCUUCCGCCGCAUCCUGACGUGUCUGGUGGACGGCAGCGGAGUGGAGUGCCAGGUGGCGGUCGCUGACCUGCUGGCCGGCCUCUUCUCUCAUUGCUUCCUGGAGCGUAUGACCCCGUCGGAUCGUGUGUCGGCCGUCCAGGACAUCUUCGAUAUCGUGACGUGGAAAGAUCUUGAGGAGCUGGCUGAAGGUGGAGCGGAGGUGGCGUGCAAGGAGCUGUCGGAGGGAGGGGCGGAGGGGGGCGACAGCUUGAUUGCAAAAGCUUUCGUCAAGGCAUCGUCAGGCGACGAGCCGCUGCCCCGUGCCAUCGAUGUGGUGACAUAUGCGAGACUGCGCCUUAUUCGAUACGCCCUUGAAGCGGCCACUGCCCUCGAGGCUGCAGAAGGGCCCCAGCUUCGCGCGAGCUUCCUCCAGACCCACCAAACGACCCUCCGGCAGGCGAUGGAUGUCAUUCGUGAGUGCAGACACGCAACAUUGGCCAACGAGGCAGCCAUCAUGCUGAAGGAGCUGUUCGCGCGCAGCUCCUUCGGUCCGUCAAUUCAACUCGUUCUCGAGUUCUUCUCCAUCUUCGUCGAGGGCCUGAAGCAGCUGCCGGAUGACCAGAGAGAGGCGACAAGCUCCUUCUUAGUGCCGCUGAUGCAUGCCGCAAAUUAUUCGUGGGACUCCCCACGAGAAGGUCAGAAAAGUACACAUUCAUAUGCUCUUUGAACCAAGGCUGCUGUCCUUUGUCUUGGCAGGUAUUGUUGUAGAGGAGUGGCCAGUCAUCAAAGCGGCUCUCCACACACACGUCUACGCCCAUCUGAAGACGCUGCUGGCCCGCAUCAAAGCGUCUGAUUCUUCCUCUCCCCUGUGCUUCGCGGCGAUAACCACAUUCGGAGCCCUUCUCCACACCGCUCACAUCAUCUGCAUCCGAAAGAAGAAAGGUAUGAAAUGCGGAGACUGAUGGCUAGUGGGGUAAAAGUGGAUGUGUGUGCAGGUGGCCCUUUGCAGCCAGGUGACUUCGGCAAGAACAUCGAGCGAGCGGAGGUGGUGAAAACACUCGCCGCUGCCCCGCCCCCGAUGCAGCCGCUUCGUGCCCUCGUCCUAGAUGCCACACUCAGAAAUCGGGUGGCCAACGCGUUGGACAUGAGCCACAGCGUGUGCAAGGAUCCAACGGGCUCCUUCGCAGAUUGCAUCACGACUGCUCUGGUCAUCCCAGCCAUGGCCCUGAUAGGUACGUCCGUCACUUACUCAGUCGGUGCGCCUCCAGCUAACUUCAACCAUGUGUGUGUGCAGAUGAUGGGGAGGCCGGCCUUCUGAUCGAGUCGCGGUUCGUGUCCACCCUCAUCUCGCUCCUGAACAGCGCCGAGAGGAUCGGGAGGCCUCUGAUGAACCUCUGCAUGCGCUGUGUCGCGGGACUCAGCCAGAGAGAUCCGAAGGUCAGCGAAAGAAGGUCACUGACCUCACAUCUCAUUUGGACGAGAGUGCUGCGGUGGUGCGUUUGUUCAUGUAGGUGUUGGGGACCGAUGGACUGGCAGAGGCGAUAUGUGGCGUGCUGCUCAAAGACGCACAGGGACAGCUCCUUCCCGAAGACCUCCGUGACACUGACAGCGCUACUUCUGUCGACAUCCUCAGGAGCAUCGUCAGGUCAGCCAUGAGCUGCAGACAAGAAAGCCCGACGCAUCAUUGAGUGUGUCUGCUUGUGGCUGUGUCACGAAUGUCAGCUAUGGCAAGUCGCAGGUCGCCAGAGGGUCGCCGAAUCCCAUCGUCGGGCAGAUACUGCAGGUACGUUCACCGAAGCUCGUGUGUGCUUUGCCCACCUGUUUGUCUGUCUGUGUGCCACCAUAUCAGUUCAGGUCGGUCAAAACGAUGCGGGACCGCACCAGUGGCAUCGAGGUCUCACCACAAGUAAACACGGGACCAUGACGACACAUUGACGGCACGCAAGUGCACCUUUCUGUGCUUCCUGUGCCACCCAGGUGUCGCGCUUCCUCAAUGCCCUCGCCCAGCAGCACCAGAAGGACACCAAAGCCAAGCCCACCACCCCACCGCCCCUGUCGGAGGCCCAGUUGGCGGCCCAGGAGGCCAACGCGCAGCGGAUGCAGGAGGCCCUCCUCGCGGAGGAGCGACGCGAGAAGGAGGCCAAAGAGAAAAAGGGCAAAGGCAAAAAGAACAAGGGCGGCAAGGGACAGCAGCAGCAGCAGCAGCAGCAGGGGCUUGCAGGUGGGGAUGCGGCGAGCCCCUCCGAUGCGGUGAUUGAGCCAUCGGUGCCCUCCACUGCCGCAUCCACCAGGUAGGGAAGCCAUCCACAGACCAUGGCUGACGGGACUGUUCACCUCAUGUGUGUGUGUGUGCGUAGUCGGGCUUCUGCUGCGGAUAAGGUUGCGGCGAGUCAGCCGGAGCCCUCUUCAUCCAUCGCUGACAGGUGAGCAACCCACCCACUUGACGAGAUGCCCUGACACAAUCACUUCCUCUGUGUGCGUGUCGAUCUCUUUCUUUCCAGGUCUGGUGCGCCUGGUGUGCCAUCCGUGUCAGCCGCUGCGGGCAGCGAUCGGCCUGGUGAUGGCGGCGAUGUAGCGAAGUCGGCGGCUGGUGGGAGCGACGGUGACAGCGAUGAUGAGGACGGCGACGCUAUGCUGCUCAAGUCGGUGUUUGCACAACAGGCACGGCAACAGCUGAGCGAGGGCAAGAAGAAGGUUCAGGCCAAACACGCCACCAAGCCCACUCCGAAGCCCACAACUCAGCCGAGUCAGCCGCCCCGCCCCUCACUCCCACCAGCACUCAGGACCAAUCAGACGGGGCACAUGGGCCGCCCUGCACCUGCCGCCAAUGAAGACCGUUACCGCAUCGGCGAUGCACCCAUUCCAAUGCCCGCCCCCAUUCCCCUCUCAAGCGCCCACUUCCCUAAGGGCCGCUUCAAGCCGUCACCUGGCAAUGGGGGGAUGGCCCCUCCUCUGCCGAAGCGUCCGUCACGCCCGCUGCUGUCUGACGAUGACAGUCCGUCUGGCGGUGUUUCACCUCCCUUUCGGCAUGUGGGAGGUCGAGGGGCGGGCAGGGGCCUCAUUACGAUGUUUUCCCACGACCCGCCCCCUCUUCCCUGUAUCCCCUACCCCCGACUCCCGUCGGCCGACGAGCUGUGCACCGGGCCAUCGCUGCAGCGGCCCACUGGACAAGACGACCGACUGCAGCCGACACGUGGCGAGAGGCCGAGGUGAGAUGGUUGCAGACAAUGAACGCCGUGGUCCGAUCGCAAUGAGUGCUUUUUCUCCUACGGUGUGUCUGCAGUCUGUCUGCUGCUGGUCCUUCGCUGAGUGGCUUCUUCGCCAAUGCGCCUGUCGGGCCGGCACCACCGGCUGCUGCUGCUCCCGAUGGUGGCGGUGGUGGGCUGUCGGCUGAUCCAUUCUAUGACAGUGGCGGUGACGACAUGUACUGUGUGCCGCCCCCGCCGGCCUUUCCACCGCCGCCCCCACCACAUCCACCGAUCGACCCAAGGUAACACGGGCAUCAUGUCUGUCUAUCUGUCUGUCAGCAACGCUUCUGUGCAUUUCUCGUUGCCUGAUGUGCUGUGCAGCUCUCUCCAUCGGAUGGGUUCCCCUCUCCCUGUCAGCUACAACGGCGGCCCACAGGCGUCCGGCGCUCCUCCUGUACAUCCAUUUGAUUUCCAUCAUCCCUUCCCGUCUGACCCACCACGUGCUGCUACUGCGGCUGGCUCUGGUGUUGGGCUGUCGGCGAACCAUUCGUUCCACGACAACCAUGAUGAUGAUGACAUGUAUGUGCCGCCCCCGCCGCCCAUAUUCGAGUAUGAGGAGGAGGGGUACCAGCCGCCCUCAUCGAACAGUGCAGCCGACCCCUUCGCUGCGGCUCAGACGGCCUGGGCCAUGCAGGGAGGCAAUGGCGGGCCAUCCACAGGGUAUGUGGAAACAGGCAGAGAGGACACUGAUGCCACGGAUCACUCUGUUCCCUGGCUGCUACGUGUUUGUGUGUAGGUUUGGUGCGGUGAUGAGUGCGGGUGGUCCCUCUGAUAGCGAGCAUCUAGUGGACCAGCUGUGUCGCCAACUCGAGCAGAAGAACCAGCAGGAGGCCAAACGAAAGGACCAGGAGGCCAAACGGAGGGCUCGUGGGGCCAAACGAAGGGCUCGGGAGGUGCAGGAGGCAAAGCAGAGGGAACAGGAGGCUAAGGAGAAGGAGGCGCUGGUGCGGCAGCUGCAAGAGGCGCAAUGGAAGUAAGUGCGAUUUCCGCAUAUCCCAUUCAUUUCGCUCAAUGGUGUCCUGCUCGACAGGAUUGCCAAAAUGACGGCUCAGCAAUCAUCUGACCACCAGCAGCAGCCCUCCUCGUCCAGCAGCAGCUCAUCGGCACCACCCCCACCCACACACCAGCCACACCAGCCACAGCUCCAGGGUGGCGAGUGCAGUCUGUGCAUGGACGCGCCCGCGUCGGUCGUCUACAUGCCCUGCCGACACCUCCGGGUGUGCCCCAAGUGCUACCAUGACAACAAGGCCAGAGUGCACCGCAAUCUCACCCACGUGAGGGCCGAGAACCACCGACGCAAGCGGGAGAAUGAGGAGCGCAAGAGGCAGAACGAGGGCCGCGAGGAGAACAAGCAGCUGCCGAUGGUGAAGCUGCUGGAGGAGCCCCACUAUGUGUGUGAGCACUGCAAUGGCAGGGUGGAGUUCGGUGGCUCGGUGGAGGAAGCCAUGCAGUGGUUGGCCGACAACCUUCUCACUGCCUGACAGACAGGCAGAGAGUCGGUGACUUGGGGGGGGGGG